This is a messenger RNA of Peniophora sp. CBMAI 1063, 423 nucleotides long. NCBI's taxonomy places the organism in Eukaryota, Fungi, Basidiomycota, Agaricomycetes, Russulales, Peniophoraceae. The record is from the annotation of a GenBank genome assembly.
AUGGACGCACCGACGGCGCUCUUCGACAGCUACGAGGCCGACUUCCGGCAGAUUCUGGACGGCGUGCGGGGGGAGCUCGACGGCGCGCGGGAUCGGGGCGCCGAUUCAACACCAACCCCGCAUAUUAUGUAUACGACACUGACGUUCGUACAGAAGACAAGAAAGCCGCGUCGAAACGGAGCCCGACGAAGCCGACCAGAUGCUCUCCCUUUCCAAAUGGAGAUCGAGAUCGAGAUCCAGGGCAUCCCGACCUCCCUCCGGCCCUCGUAUGCCGCGCGCGCGCACUUGGCAAGGGCGAAGCAGGCGCAGGACGCGCAUGGGGAGAACUGUCGAGUGGCGAGGGUAUUGAGUGGCGAGGGUGCGGGGGGACAGUAUGCUACGAGUAACGAGACUGACGGACGGACGAUGCUGUGGAUGUGCUGA